GGUUUUGCAUUUGCUCUUAGUUUCCUCCCUACCCCCUGCCCGGGGUCGGAGUCCGAGCUCCGCAGUCCCGGGGGUGUAGAGGGAGAAGCUCCGGACGGAGCCAAUUCCGGGGCCCUGGGCCUGGUCUCCCUGCUCCCUGCUCCCUGCUCCCUGGGGAGCACGUGGUCUGCCCUGCCACAGACCCCCGAGGUCCGGAGCUACCUAACCCCUCCUCUUCCCGGCUGCAGAGUCCAAAUACCUGGGCAGCCUCCUCCUGCCUCCUUUCCUGCCAGCAUGGCUGCAGAGGCUCGGGGCGGGCUGGGGGGACCCCCGCUGCAAUCCGCCCGCUCCCUGCCGGGCCCUCCCCCCUGCCUCAAGCACUUUCCACUCGACCUGCGCACCUCCAUGGAUGGCAAAUGCAAGGAGAUCGCUGAGGAAUUGUUUAGCCGCUCGUUGGCAGAGAGUGAACUUCGGAGUGCCCCGUAUGAAUUCCCGGAGGAGAGCCCUAUUGAGCAGCUGGAGGAGCGGCGCCAGCGACUGGAGCGGCAGAUCAGCCAGGAUGUCAAGUUGGAACCGGACAUUCUGCUUCGAGCCAAGCAAGACUUUCUGAAGACGGACAGCGAUGCGGACCUACAGUUGUACAAGGAGCAGAGUGAAGCUCAGGGUGACCGUGGGCCCAGGGAGCGAGAUGGGCAUCUGGAGCUAGAGUUUCAGAAGGUCUCCAUCUCUGGGGAGGAGAAGUGUGGGGUACCAUUCACCGACCUGUUGGAUGCGGCCAAGAGUGUGGUACGGGCGCUGUUCAUCCGGGAGAAGUACAUGGCCCUGGGCCUUCAGAGUUUCUGCCCCACCACUCGACGUUUCCUGCAGCAGCUGGCCGAGAAGCCCCUGGAGAGCAGGGCCUUUGAGCAGGGCCCAGAGACCCCUGUCUCUGCUGAUGCUCCAGUCCAUCCCCCCGUGCUGGAACAGCACCCUUACGAUCACUGUGAGCCCGCCUUCAUGCCUGGGGACCUGGGCUUUGGCCUCCGCAUGAUCCGGGGAGUUGUCCAUGUCUACCUGAAAAGGGAUCCUGAGGAACAGAACUCAGAGCUGGAGCUGCCGUACCCCGACCUCCAGGAGUUUGUCGCUGACGUCAAUGUGCUGAUGGCACUAAUCAUCAACGGUCCCAUAAAGUCCUUCUGCUACCGUCGGCUGCAAUACCUGAGCUCCAAAUUCCAAAUGCACGUGCUGCUCAAUGAGAUGAAGGAGCUGGCCGCCCAGAAGAAGGUGCCCCAUCGGGACUUCUACAACAUCAGGAAGGUGGACACACACAUCCAUGCCUCGUCCUGCAUGAACCAGAAGCACCUCCUUCGCUUUAUCAAGAGGGCCAUGAAGCGGCACCUGGAGGAGAUUGUGCAUGUGGAGCAGGGCCGGGAGCAGACACUGCGGGAGGUCUUCCAGAGCAUGAACCUCACGGCCUAUGACCUGAGUGUGGACACGCUUGACGUACACGCGGAUCGGAACACCUUCCAUCGAUUCGACAAGUUCAACGCCAAGUACAACCCCAUUGGGGAGUCCGUCCUUCGAGAGAUCUUCAUCAAAACAGACAACAGGGUCUCGGGAAAAUACUUUGCCCACAUCAUCAAGGAGGUGAUGUCGGACUUGGAGGAGAGUAAGUACCAGAACGCAGAGCUGCGUCUCUCUGUGUACGGGCGCUCGAGGGACGAAUGGGACAAGCUGGCACGCUGGGCCGUGGGACAUCGCGUGCAUUCUCCCAACGUGCGCUGGCUGGUGCAGGUGCCCCGGCUUUUUGACGUCUAUCGCACCAAAGGUCAGCUGGCCAACUUCCAGGAGAUGCUGGAGAACAUCUUCCUGCCACUGUUUGAGGCCACGGUGCACCCCGCCAGCCAUCCAGAGCUGCACCUCUUCUUGGAGCAUGUGGACGGCUUUGACAGUGUGGAUGAUGAAUCCAAGCCUGAGAACCAUGUGUUCAAUCUGGAAAGUCCACUCCCUGAGGCCUGGGUGGAGGAGGACAACCCUCCCUACUCCUACUACUUGUACUAUACCUAUGCCAACAUGGCGGUGCUCAACCACCUGCGAAGACAGCGGGGUUUUCAUACCUUUGUGCUCCGGCCCCACUGCGGGGAGGCAGGACCCAUCCACCAUCUGGUAUCAGCCUUCAUGCUGGCCGAGAACAUCUCCCAUGGGCUGUUGCUUCGAAAGGCUCCAGUCUUGCAGUACCUGUAUUACCUGGCUCAGAUUGGCAUUGCCAUGUCCCCGCUCAGCAACAACAGCUUGUUUCUCAGCUACCAUCGCAACCCGCUGCCCGAGUAUCUUUCCCGGGGGCUCAUGGUCUCGCUCUCCACGGAUGACCCCCUGCAGUUUCAUUUCACCAAGGAGCCUCUGAUGGAGGAGUAUAGCAUCGCCACUCAGGUGUGGAAGUUGAGUUCUUGUGACAUGUGUGAGCUGGCCCGAAACAGCGUCCUCAUGAGUGGCUUCUCGCACAAGGUGAAGAGCCACUGGCUAGGGCCCAAUUACACCAAAGAGGGCCCCGAGGGCAACGACAUCCGCCGCACCAACGUGCCAGACAUCCGCGUGAGCUACCGCCACGAGACGCUGUGCCAGGAGCUGGCCCUCAUCACGCAGGCGGUGCAGAGUGAGACGCUGGAGCCCAUCCCCGAGGAGGCUAGCCUCACCAUGAGCCCAGGGCCUCACUGAGCCUGGGCCAAUGGCCUGACACCUUGUGGUGUCCUCUGUCCUGUCCUCUCUAUUUUCCUCCGUCUUUGUGCCUUCUCUGUUUGACUCUGUCCCCAUAUGUCUCUACUUCUUUGCAUGUCUCUGCUUGUCUCUCUGUCCUCUGGUCUGUGCCGCCUCCAAUAGUAGGAGGGGAUUGUUGGCCCGUAUACUUCUGGUCACUGGGCCCAGAGACCCUGCUGCUGACUUCUUUUUGACUCUGAAUUACGUCUGUCAUAACGCACCAGGGCUGGGCCCUGGCACUGCCCUUUGUAGUGGGCAGCCUGAAAGGUAGCUCCUCCCUUCUGCCCGUCACUCCAGGGUGUCAGAAGCCUGGAAGCUAAGCCUCAUUCUGUUGUGAGAAGGGAUGUUUCUGGAGGAACCUUUCCCUGGGGCCCUGUGCCCAUCUAAUGGCUGGGGAGCUGGGUUUUCUAGAGCUUCUCGGCCACGUGGGACAGGUGCUGUGGUUCCAUGCCCACAGACACUACCUGGGUGGGUACCCAAGUUGGUCAGGACCCGGGCACCAGCAUGGUCUUGCUUACACAUCCUGGCAAGUGUGAUGAUGUCUUGUCAGAAGACGGGGCUGCUGUGGGCACCUCGGAUGAGGGCUGGAGCCUCACCGGUUGUUAAGCUGGGUGGGCUCCUUCCUCCUCAGGUUACUGUUGCCGUCACAUGGCUAGCCAAAGGCUUGUCCCUUCCCUCCCAUGCCCAUCUCCGAUUGGGGUGCGCUGGGGUGGGGGGGAAGGGAAGGCUGAGGACCUGAUUUAGGUUCUAGGAUCAGGCCGGGUGCCCAAAGACGGUACUAUGGCCGCUUCCAUCCUUGCCGCCCACCCAGACAAGCUCGAGCUGUGGUUUUUUGUGCCACUGUGAGGGGGGAGGAAGGGGAGAGGAGGGACCCUGCUUCAGCCUAAGCAUUGGGCAUCAGGGGAAGCAGGGGAGGGCCCAGGCACACCCAGGUGGCCUUGGAGAGAAAGAGAGCAUCCCUGGGUAGGCUCCCAUUCUCGCCUCUCUUCUCCCUACCCUUGUCGGUGUCUUUGUCACUGGCCAAGCUGGAACUGUGUUUUUCAUUGCUGUGAAAUGUGAGAUUUCAAACCAGUCCCUCUCCAAAGCAUGAAAAAAAUAAAGAUUAUUUAAGUAA
Messenger RNA from Vombatus ursinus (common wombat), 3826 nucleotides. It is a transcript of the gene AMPD2, whose product is annotated as adenosine monophosphate deaminase 2. Gene Ontology annotation, biological process: AMP metabolic process; IMP salvage. The transcript is spliced from 18 exons. Gene Ontology annotation, molecular function: AMP deaminase activity. Gene Ontology annotation, cellular component: cytosol. Lineage: Eukaryota; Metazoa; Chordata; Mammalia; Diprotodontia; Vombatidae. Bases 274 to 2673 code for a protein of 799 amino acids. The record is from RefSeq and is a predicted model, not a curated record.